Triticum turgidum subsp. durum (durum wheat) is the source of this 1185-nucleotide messenger RNA. The record is from the annotation of a GenBank genome assembly. Lineage: Eukaryota; Viridiplantae; Streptophyta; Magnoliopsida; Poales; Poaceae.
AUGGAGCAUGUUCCCGCAAUUUUUCUUUUCUCCUAUAUAAGCCGUUGUGUCCAUUCCUCUCUUCAGCCACAGCUAACUCACUUAGCAAGAAGCUUGAUUCCGAAGUUAGAAGAGGCAAUGGGCUCUACCGUGACUAGCGACGAGGAGGCAUGCAUGUACGCGCUGCAGCUAGCAACGUCGUCUAUCCUGCCGAUGACGCUAAAGAACGCCAUCGAACUGGGCAUGCUCGAGACCCUUGUGAGUGCCGGCGGGAAGGCCCUAUCCCCGUCCGAGGUGGCCGCGCAGCUGCCAUGCAAGGCCAACCCAGACGCGCCGGCCAUGGUGGACCGUAUGCUGCGGCUGCUGGCCACGCACAAGGUCGUGUCGUGCGAGUGGGAGAAGGGCGAGGACGGCCUCCUCGUCCGCCGGUAUAGUCCGGCUCCGGUGUGCAAAUGGCUCACCGCCAACGAGGAUGGCGUCUCCAUGGCACCCAUGCUCCUCAUGGUCCAGGACAAGGUCCUUAUGGACUGCUGGUAUCAUUUGAAGGAUGUCAUGGUUGACGGCGGUCUCCCAUUUAACAAGGCACAUGGGACGAGUCUGUUCGAGUACCAGGGCAAAGAUGCACACUUUAACAGUGUGUUCAAUAAGAAUAUGAAGGAUCACACCACCAUCAUCAUCAAGAAGCUUCUUGAGUUCUAUAGGGGCUUUGAUGGCGUCAACACCAUUGUUGAUGUCGGUGGUGGGGUCAGUACGAUGAUCCAUGCCAUCACCUCUACGUACCCUUGCAUAAGGGGGAUUACCUUCGACCUCCCACAUGUCAUCUCAGAGGUGUUGCCCUCUCCUCAUGUGCAACACAUUGGCGGCGACAUGUUCAAGAAAGUGCCUCCAGGCGACACAAUCCUAAUGAAAUGGAUCCUCCAUGAUUGGAACGACGAGCACUGUAUGAUCCUGCUGAGGAACUGCUAUGACGCGCUGCCAGCACAAGGCAAGGUGGUAGUCGUGGAGUGCAUCCUUCCAGUGACGUCAGAAGCCAAGCUGGCGGAGCAGGUGGUGCUCAACGUCGACAUGAUCAUGCUCACACACAGUCAUAGUGGCAAGGAAAGGUACCUAAACGAGUUUGAACAGCUGGCUAUGGGCGCAGGGUUCAAAUGUGUCAAGACCACCUACAUCUACGCAGGAUCGUGGGCUAUUGAAUUUACAAAAUAG